AUUCAGCUGAGUUGGGCUUGGGCCGGUCGCGCUCAACAUGCUGAUCAAUUAUGCGUUUUUUGUGAUUUUUUCAAUAACAGCCCCAUUACUGACGAGCGGGGACGAAAUUUUGGGCUGCGGCGGAUUCAUCAAGAGCCACAUUCCCAUCGAGUACUCGCGCGUCGAAGUCGGAUUGUACACGAGGCAGGGAAGCAAGAAGGACGUGACCGACUGCGCCCCCAACAAUGGUUAUUAUUUCCUUCCGGUCGAUGACCACGGAGAGUACAUCCUCAGGGUGUCUGCUCCGGCCGGCUGGAAAUUCGAGCCUAGUGAAGUGGCCGUCAAUGUUGACGGACAGAACGACCCGUGCAGUUUGGGCAAAGACGUGAAUUUUGUCUUUGUUGGAUUUGCUGUGACUGGGAAGGUCGUAAGUGCUGGUAGUGAUGAAGGCCCAGAAGGAGUCACAGUUGCCCUCCAUGCCAAAGGAGCCAUUGAACCUUUGAUAAAGGUCAAGACCAACCAGGGCGGCACCUUCUCCUUUCCGAGAGUAGCCCCCGGCCAGUACGAGUUGCUGGCUUCGAGACAAGGAUGGAAAAUGUCCAAGGAAAAGGCGAGCCUCUCCGUCACUGCCGACAACUACAAAAUCGACGGCACCCUCACCGUCGGAGGAUAUCCUGUGUCUGGAAAAGUAACAAGUGACAAGGAACCAAUUGGAGGUGUCAGUUUUGUUCUGCAUGGGGAAAGUUCGAUGAAGACGAAGCCCCCUGGUUGUCUCGAGUCUCCGACCGGUCUGUGCAGAGUGGAGUCUGGACCGAAUGGGGAGUUUUCCUUCCCUGUUCUCCAACCUGGCGCCUACAGACUUGUCCCUCACUAUGCAGCCAGCAAAGAGGGAAUUGCUUUCGACGUCAGACCAAAAGAGCUCAAGUUCACAGUCAAACACGACAGCCUCACUCUGACGCCAGAAUUUCAAGUCAAAGGUUUCACUGUGACUGGAAAAGUGAAGUUCGCCAAGAAGGGCGCUGGAGUUCCCGAUGCCAAAAUUUAUCUCAACGGCCAACAGAGAGCUCUUGCGGGUCAGGAUGGAAACUUCAGACUUGAAAACAUGCAGGCUGGAAACUACAGACUGAGUGCAGUUGCUGAUAAAUUGGAAUUCCCUGUGAUCAACGUGAGGAUUUCGCCGAGCUCUCCCAUUCUUCCGGAUCUGCUUCCAUCGGCCUUUGCAGUUUGUGGAAUUGUCCAUCAGCAGGAGGCCCACCUUCCUCUAGGUGUUGCCUCUGGACCAAGAACUGUCCAAGCCGUCUCUCUUCCUGAUAAGGUCCGAGUGCUCAACACGCAAACUGAAGCUGACUCUGGAAUCUACUGCAUCAUGCUUUCUCCCGGGGAGUACAUCAUGUCCGUCCUGGUCACUGACAACGAAGUCAAGAAAGGGCUCAAAUUUUCACCCUCGACUCGCACCGUCAACGUGGUGGACAAGUCAAUCAGUGUGAUCGAUUUCUCCCCUCUCCGCGCUACCCUGUCAGGCCGAAUCAAGUGCAUUGGCAAAUGUGCGGACACCAUCACUCUGAUCCUCGUCUCAUUUGACGAUGAAAUUCCGCCUGCCAAGCAAACCAUCAAUGAGGCGACGACCUACACCUUCAAGGACGUCCUACCCGGACAGUACGAUCUACACAUCAAAUCCGAGCAGGGCAGUCUCUGCUGGAGGGACAGUGUCCAGAAGGUCACUGUCUCAACAGCCACAACAACAGUUCCUGAAUUCAUUCAGACAGGGUACACAAUGGUCGUCAAGUCCAGUCACGAUACUGCCGUUGACUACUUCAACUUAGAUAAUGUCAAGAUCGCUUCUCUUCAAAUGCACCGCGGUUCCAAUGAGUUUUGUGUUCCUGGUCCCGGCCCUUACAUGAUCGUCCCUGUCAGCUGCCAUGAAUUCCCAGCGCCCUGGUUCUCCUGGGAACUUGCCACUGGCCCUGUCGUCCUCGAAGCUAUCAAACACAAGUUCGGAGGAGUCAUCUACAGUUCUGAGCAGCAGGACGAUGUCAUCGUCAACGUCGCCCGAGAGGACGGAACCAAAGUUGCUCUGGGACCGUUGAAAGGAACUCGAGGGCAAAAUGGCUUCGAGUACAGAUUUGAGGUUCUGGCCAAGCCUAGAGAAGAACUGAAAAUCGAGCCGAGCGCAGACAAACUCAUUUUUGCUCCGGCGUCCAAGGUGGUCAGCACUGGAGAGGACUGUUUGGCCGACGCGGUAGUUUUCAGAGGAGAAAAGGGAUUUUUUGUCGAAGGAAGCGUCAACCCACCUUUGGAAGGAGUCGAGGUCAAGGUUUCUCAGGGCGGAGAGCAAAUUGCUGUUAUGAUCACUGACAAAUUAGGUCAGUACAAAAUUGGUCCCCUUCCAACUCCAAGUCCAGGAAAUGAAUACGAAAUUGUGGCUGAGCGGGAAGGAUAUCAAAUGUCAAAAAUCAAGAAUGGCGUUUUUGAGGCGCGGAAACUUGCCGAAGUGGUUGUCACUGUGACCGACUCAUCCGAUGGAUCGCCCCUUGCUGGUGUCCUCCUCUCUCUGUCAGGAGGCGAUUACAGGAAGAACAGCCAAGCUGGAGCAGAUGGAGUUCUUACCUUUUACUCCUUGUGGCCAGGAGAAUACUUUUUGAGGCCCAAGCUGAAGGAGUACAAGUUUGAGCCGCAGUCAAAGAUCAUCAAUGUUGCCGAGGGUGCUACUGUCCAGGUCAAAGUCAGUGGAAAGAGGGUCGCAUUCAGUUGUUUUGGUGCUGUGACUUCCUUGAGCAAAGAAGCGGAGCCUGGUGUCAUUCUGGAAGCAAUUGGCAUUGGCGAUUCCUGCAAAAACCAACAGGAAGAAGCAAUUUCUGAAGUCUCUGGACAAUUCAGAAUUAGAGGUCUUUUGCCAAAGUGUGAAUACUCGCUGAGACUGAAGCAGGGUGUUGAAGCCAAUCAGCACAUUUCCCGCAUCUCUCCCUCAAGCUUGAAAGUCCGAGUCGAGCAAUCGGACGUUUCCGACGUGAGGAUCAUCGCCUGGAGGCCUCCACCAAACUGUGAUGUGGCCGUCCAUGUGGUCAAUUGUCCCACUGGAGUGAAUUUGCGCGUCCGCCUGUAUAGGGAGUCUGAGCCCGACGGUCACAUUUUUGAAAAGAAACUGGAACCAUCCACUGUGCCGCAACAUUACUUCAUUCUGCCAGUAUUGCCCAAUGAUGGAAAGGCAUACUUUGUUCAGCUCGACCCUAUUGGCAAUCAACAGAAGAGAGUUGAAAGUCUGACCUCACAUUUCUCAGCUAAUUCUUCAUUCAGAUAUGUUCGACUUGAGUUGGGAGCCCCGUUGAUUGGCCCUUCCCGAGGUGACUCUCGGGAUGAAGAAAAGAGCACCAAGGGCUCGAUCAUCUUCUUCACCCUGGCGGCUGUCCUGGCGAUGGCCUACUUCAACCAAGACCACGUUCUGCCUGUGUUUGCUCAGAUCGGAGGGUUUGUUCGACAAGUGAUCGCCUCUGCACCCACCGGAGCCCCCUCGGCAAAUCCUGCACCCAUUCCGCUUGACGAUGACCUGAUGGUUGAGCCUGUGUCCAAAAAGAAAGCCAAGCUGCGCAAAGCCUAGUCUUCAAUUAUUGAACUUUCCAGUUGUAAGUGAUGAGAGGAGAAUGACCUUCUGAUUUUGCAUGUAAAUAGAGUAAUUGACGAUAGUUUGAGAUGGAACGAAAGAUUAAGUGCCACCAUUAUUUGUUACAAUAUUUCCUUUUGUUGUUGAUGGUUUCUGUUUUCUUUGUGUAUUAAAAGGAAGAAGUUUGAGGUGAAAUGUGAUUUGCUAAAUAAAAUAUUGUGUAUUUACCUCAUAAAAAAUAUUUUUGUUA
Neocloeon triangulifer is the source of this 3827-nucleotide messenger RNA. RefSeq names its product BOS complex subunit NOMO3. NCBI's taxonomy places the organism in Eukaryota, Metazoa, Arthropoda, Insecta, Ephemeroptera, Baetidae. Gene Ontology annotation, cellular component: endoplasmic reticulum membrane. The record is from RefSeq and is a predicted model, not a curated record. Bases 38 to 3574 code for a protein of 1178 amino acids. The transcript has 14 exons. Gene Ontology annotation, molecular function: carbohydrate binding.